This is a messenger RNA of Mycotypha africana, 1381 nucleotides long. Its product is annotated as acyl-CoA dehydrogenase/oxidase. Gene Ontology annotation, molecular function: flavin adenine dinucleotide binding; acyl-CoA dehydrogenase activity. The record is from RefSeq and is a predicted model, not a curated record. NCBI's taxonomy places the organism in Eukaryota, Fungi, Mucoromycota, Mucoromycetes, Mucorales, Mycotyphaceae. Gene Ontology annotation, cellular component: mitochondrion. The transcript has 8 exons. Bases 53 to 1303 code for a protein of 416 amino acids.
CUUCGGCAAACAACCUUGCUCUCUUACUAUUUGUUCACCGACUUUUAUAUCAAUGUUCAAAUCGACCGUUCACUUAACUCAUCAGCUUGCACGUUCUUCUAUCCUCAAAAGAGCCUUUACAAAUUCUGCUAUUACACGCUCAGCUGCUGUAUUGCCGACUUCACUUCAAGCUUUUACUGAGGAAGAAUUGAUGCUAAAGGAUACAGUUGCCAAGUUUGCCAACGAGGUUAUAAAGCCUAAAGUAGCUCAAAUGGAUGAAACUGAAACGCUUGAUAAAUCAGUUUUGAAGGGUCUCUUUGAACAAGGUCUGAUGGGUAUCGAAACUGAAGCCGACUACGAUGGUUCAAAUUGUUCAUUUACAUCAGCUAUUAUUGCCAUUGAAGAACUUGCGAAGGUUGAUCCUGCUGUUAGUGUAAUUUGUGACGUUCAGAACACUUUGGUUGGCACAGUUGUUCGUAAAUAUGGUAGUGACGACGUGAAGAAAAGAUUCCUUCCCAAGCUUGCUACCGAAUCUUUGGGAUGUUUCUGUUUAUCAGAAGCGGGUUCUGGUUCCGAUGCUUUCGCACUGCAAACAGGAGCUAUAGAAAAAGGUGAUCAUUACAUAAUCAACGGUUCAAAAAUGUGGAUCACAAACUCAGGAGAAGCCGAUAUUUUCCUUGUAUUUGCUAAUGUGGAUCCGUCAAAAGGCUACAAGGGCAUUACAUGCUUUAUCGUGGAAAAGGAUAUGGGAGUUCAGGUGGCAAAGAAAGAAACCAAAUUAGGUAUUCGCGCUUCGUCUACCUGUGUGUUGAACUUUGAUGAAAUUCGCGUUCCCAAAGAAAAUAUUCUCGGGGAAGUAGGCAAGGGUUAUAAAUACGCCAUCGAAAUUUUGAACGAAGGACGUAUUGGUAUUGCUGCUCAAAUGAUUGGCACCGCUCAAGGCGCUUAUGAUCUUGCAUUGCCCUACCUCUUCCAGAGAAAGCAAUUUGGGCAAUACAUUGGUGAUUUUCAAGCUAUGCAGCAUCAAUAUGCUCAAAUCGCUGUGGAAAUUGAAGCUGCCCGUCUUUUAACUUACAACGCCGCCAGGUUGAAGGAAGAAGGCAAAAGUUUUAUUAAAGAAGCUGCUAUGGCCAAGCUGUACUCUUCUCAAGUGGCUGAGCAUGCUGCAUCAAAGGCAAUUGAAUGGUGCGGUGGUGUAGGUUUUACUCGAGAACUAGGCGUUGAAAAGUUCUAUAGGGAUGCAAAGAUUGGUGCCAUUUAUGAGGGAACGAGUAACAUUCAACUCCAAACUAUUGCUAAAUUAGUUUCAGCAAACUACAAAUAGAUCAAAUAAAACAUGCCAUCUGCAGUUCUUAAAGCCGUAUUAACAUUGACAAAUGAUUUUAAGUCAACAGAAGGGGAG